Messenger RNA from Penicillium lagena, 1581 nucleotides. RefSeq lists its product as uncharacterized. The record is from RefSeq and is a predicted model, not a curated record. Gene Ontology annotation, biological process: transmembrane transport; carbohydrate transport. The coding region runs from base 1 to 1581 and encodes 526 amino acids. NCBI's taxonomy places the organism in Eukaryota, Fungi, Ascomycota, Eurotiomycetes, Eurotiales, Aspergillaceae. Gene Ontology annotation, cellular component: membrane. Gene Ontology annotation, molecular function: carbohydrate:proton symporter activity. The transcript has 2 exons.
AUGGCUAAUGAAAUCGAUACUUCGAUAGCACGAAAAUUAUACUAUGCCAUCCCUCCUGCUGUUGCAGGCUUUGCCUAUGGGUGGGAGAAUGCUUCGAUGAGUGGCAUCCUCACGAUGACCCAGUUCCUUGGUUAUUUCCAUACACCAUCUGCGUUCAGGCAAGGCGUCAUGACUGCAGCCUUGCUGGCAGGAGAAUUUGGGGGCUCCCUCCUCAUCGGGUUUUUGGUUUCUGAUCGGUGUGGACGCCGUGCAACCAUUUUGUUCUGCGUUCUCGUCUACCUCAUUGGACAGACAAUUAUUGUUGCCUCUCAAAAUCAGGCGAUGUUUAUUGCAGGUCGUGUUAUCAAUGGCCUGGGAGCAGGUGGAUUGUUUCAAACUAUUUCACUGUACACUGCUGAAAUCACUCCGCCCCAAAUCCGAGGCAUGAUGACUUCGAUGUUGAAUUCGGGUAUCGCGGUGGGACUGUUGGUAGCAUAUUGGGUCCAGUAUGGGGCAGCCAAUAUCCAGGGCACAGCUGCAUGGCGAAUGUGCUACGGCUUCCAAUUGAUCCCUGGAGCUAUCGUCGGUGGUAUCAUGCUCUUCCGCCCUGAAUCACCCAGAUGGCUGUUUCAACACGACCGCAGCGAAGAAGCCUUACAAGUACUAGCCAAACUGCAUGCCAAUGGCGACCAGGAUGCACCGGUGGUGCAAUCGGAGUACGAAGAAAUUCGGAUCGUCGUCGAAUAUGAGAGAGGCACGCCUGCUCCUUCAUACAUGUCACUAUUGGUUGACAAGCAAUAUCGUCGCCGCACAGCUCUUGCUAUGGGACUUCAAUUCAUGCAACAGAUUACCGGCGUCAACAUCAUUCUGUACUAUGCGGCCAAAGUCUUUGCACAGACUGGUCGAACAGGACCUCAGGCUGCCCUGCUUGCCAAUGGCAUUGAGUCUGCCUUAUUUCUCGUUGCCUCUAUAUCGUUAACCCUCCUGAUGGACUUCUAUGGGCGUCGUAAGCCGCUUAUAGUUGGGCCUGUCCUGAUGGGAACCUGUAUGAUUGUCGUGGCGUCCAUGAUGAUCGGGUACGGUUCUCCCUUUUUCAACGAAGCGACACAAGAGGUGGAGUUCAAUUUUGUCAACACGGCCGCAGGGAAUGCAGCAGUGACAUUCAUGUUUCUUUAUAUGAUUAGUUUUGGUGGAACCAUGGCCUCCCUUCCUUGGACCUACCAGAACGAGGUUUUCCCGAUAAAUGCCCGUGGGCGCGGAACUGCCCUUUCUACUUCGGUGAAUUGGUUCGUCAAUUUCUGGUUGGGACUGUAUAUGCCAACUGCUCUGAACGAAGGCGCAUGGAGAGUGUAUUAUGUCUUCGGUGGUAUCAACCUUGGCAUCUCAGUUGUUGUCUUCUUGUUCUUCCCAGAGACAUCGCGACGCACGUUGGAAGAGCUGGACCUAUUGUUUACUCCUAAUAGGCGCACGCUUGUGUUCUUCGACAAAGAAGCUUGCCAGAAAGGUUCAUUGCUACGACAUGGUUUGGAAUCUGGGGCUGAUGCGGCUAAGGACCUGGAGACCGCGCUGGUGAUGAGCACUUAUCGGGAUGGGAAGGAAUAG